GAUGCAACAACAUUUUUUGGGUUAAAGGAUGCCACGCCAUUUUCUUACCAAAUAGAAUUGAUUUUGUGUAUGUGUGAUCGAUCCACCCUGAAACCUAAUUUGUGUAAAUGUGAGUUGUAAUUCUGUCUUGCUAAUCUGUAAAUCAAAAUGGGUCCAUAGCUCAGUGGUAGAGCAAUUGACUGCAGAUCAAUAGGUCACCGGUUCGAACCCGGUUGGGCCCUCAUUUUUUUGCAUUUUAAAGAGUAUCAAUAAAUAAGAUUCUAUAAGAGUUUCAACUAAAUAGUCAAUUAGCAGUUAGCAAUAGUUGUCAACUUACCUUAGCUUCCAUUUUUCAUCGUUUCAGCUUAUAAAUGUUUUCAAUAAUUGUUUGAGAUAAUAUAUAACUAACUAAACAUGAAUAAUUUGGGUUACCUGUAUCAGAAAAUUGAUGUUGAGUCAAGUUGUCCAACAAAGAAAAAGAUGAUUUAUCCUUUAAAAAAAACAAACUACAAGAGUGAGAGUUCAUUAUCCCAUCAAAGCCACUCAAGUCUCGAUCUACUCUAUGAAAAAAAUGGUAGACCGCUAAACUAACUCACCAGACACUCACCUCAUCAGCUAAAACCCCCUCUAUAAAUUAAUGCUAAUCUCCUAGUCAUUUGGAUAUCAUAAACAUUCCCUCAUACACUAACCAAGAAAAUAAAAUAAAGAGUCAACUUUUAUAAUAAAAAUGGGUAUUACUGAUAUGGUUUUAUUUGGGUUAUUAUUGGUCAAUGCUCUUCUACCUGUUGAUACCUCAGGACGUAUGCCAUUUACUUACCGAAAUCAAUUGCAAAGGCUUUGUAGCUCCACUGAAUACACCUCUCUUUGUGUCCAAACCUUACGAGAGUUUCGACAUGGAUCUCCUACAAGUCUCGACUUUGUGUCUUUUCUUGUCAACAAGACGAUGUCUGGUUCCAGUAACCUUAUUCCUCCUCUCUCCUCUUCUAUGGCUUCCUAUGAAGUCAUUUCUCUAGACGAUUCCACAAAUACGUUGCCUUCACCUUCGGUUGCAGAUUCAUGUGAACGGCUCAUGAAAAUGUCAACAAGACGACUUCAGCAAGCAAUGGAAGCUCUCAACGGCUCAUCGAGAAAGCGUACCACCAAACACGACGUUCAAACAUGGCUCUCCGCCGCCAUGACUUUCCAACAAUCAUGCAAAGACUCCGUCCUAGACUCUGGUGGCCACUCCUCCUCCGCCGUCAGCCACAUAACACAGAAAAUGGAUCACCUCUCUCGACUAGUCAGCAACUCCUUGGCUCUUGUUGGCACCUUCAUGGAAAAUCCAAAGCCAACCGUUCUUCCACGGUGGGUCUCUGCCGGAGAACGGAAGCUUCUAGCAAGCCGCACGUCUAGAAGUAGACCACACGUCUUAGUCGCCAAAGACGGAUCCGGAGAUUACCGGACCGUGAUGGAGGCUGUCAACGCUGCUAGUGGAAAUGGCAGAUUCAUUAUAUAUGUGAAAAGAGGUAUUUACAAAGAGAAAGUAAGAAUCGAGAAAGAUGAGAUCACGUUGAUCGGAGAAGGAAAAGACCUGACGGUGAUUGUCGGCGAUGAUAGCGCCGCCGGAGGAACUUCCGUGCCGGACACCGCUACGAUGACCGUUACGGGUGACGGAUUCAUCGCGAGGGAUAUAGGAAUCAAGAACACGGCAGGGCCUAGAGGAAAACAAGCCAUAGCAUUAAGCAUCACAUCAGACCAGUCAGUGUUAUAUAGAUGUAGCAUCUCUGGUUAUCAAGACACGCUCUACGCAGCCGCUCUACGUCAGUUCUAUAGAGAAUGCGAUAUUUAUGGAACCAUAGAUUUCAUAUUUGGAAACGCUGCUGCGGUUUUCCAAAGCUGUAACCUUAUCUUGCGUCGCCCUAGUGAUGUCAAGGCCUACAACGUUAUUCUUGCUAACGGGAGGACAGACCAGCGACAAAACACCGGAUUUGCCCUCCAUAGUUGUAGGAUCCUUACGGACUUAGAUUUUUCGGGCAUGAAACAUAGGUAUAGUUCGUACUUGGGACGGCCGUGGAAAAAGUAUUCGAGGUCUAUAGUGAUGGAAACUUAUAUUGAUGAUGCCAUAGCGGAGGAAGGAUGGGCCGGGUGGUUAAACUCUGGAGAUGAAGUGCUAAAGACAUUGUACUUUGGAGAGUUUAAGAACUAUGGUCCUAAAGCUAGAGUUUCCAAGAGGGUAUGGCAAGGGUUUCAUGUAAUUGGGUUUGAAGAGGCAAGUUAUUUUAGCGUUGGUAAAUUUCUUGAUGGAGUUUCUUGGUUGCCCUCUACUGGAAUUAGUUUCGCUUCAGGGAUUUAAUUAGUGAAAGAGAAAAAAUGAGAGAAGACAUAUGAUGGAUGGUUUUAAGUAUACGGUUAAGGAUUUAUACACUUUAUAGAUUAACAUCGAAUGUAAAUUCAGUUUUAUAUGGUCAUGAUAUUUAAAAUUAAGUGAAAUGUUCAUGAUA
Molecule: messenger RNA, 2459 nt
Organism: Brassica rapa (field mustard)
Lineage: Eukaryota; Viridiplantae; Streptophyta; Magnoliopsida; Brassicales; Brassicaceae
Product: probable pectinesterase/pectinesterase inhibitor 54
Biological process (GO): cell wall modification
Molecular function (GO): enzyme inhibitor activity; pectinesterase activity
Source: RefSeq, a predicted model, not a curated record